GGUUCUUUUGACCGAACCGGUACUUUCGGAUCAGUUCCGUGAAAGAUUCGUUCAGAACGAUUCGUUCAUCUCGGUCAUUUCGUUCUUUUCUGUGAAUAGGAUCUGGCUCUUUUAUCAGGUGACGUAACUCGUUCAUCCUUUAGAGUAUUGGCUACGUGUUUGCUUCCAGCCUCCCCUCGUUAUCGCGUGACCCGAUAACGAGAGGAGGCUGGAUCGCGUGGGUGGUUAUCUUUAUCUACUCUGCAUGGGUAAAUGAAAUUUCAAACGUCUAGUUGUAUACUGACUGUUAUAAAAUUAUUGACUGUUGAUCGCUGCAAAUGCUUCAUGCAGUGAUUCUAUAUAAUACGGGAGCAUUAAAUCUAAGAAUGUUAGGUACGAAAGUGAUCUUUCUUAACUUUAAUUUGUAAUCGCACUAUUAUAGCUAGUACUUGAACAUUGCUUUUCGUAGCCAGUGAAUCACAGUUGCGUAUAUGAAACAAGAUUAUUUAUAUUGUAUUACUUUUUAAGUUACAAAUAUUAAUAUACAGGCUAUUUACACUCUAGAGAGAGUAAAGUGUUUACAUGUAGACCAACACAUUUAGAGAAAAAAAGACAAAAAUUGAAUACUACUACUGCGAUUCAGUAUGAAGAGAGAAAAAUGAAGUAGGUACAUUAAUUAACACCUAAAUGGAAAAAAAAUGCAAUGUACAUUUUAGACGAUUUAGCCAUGGACACUGUUAAUCAGUGGCAUUGGAACCCGUGCGAGUUUCUAGAUGCUACCAAGGAGCAGCUCAAGUAUGCUGUUAUCAUACUCAAUCGUCCAAUCACUGUGAGGCGUGAUGUAAUGGCAUCGCUGUGGAAUAGAGCACAGGUCCGGAUGACGGUUGAUGGUGGCACGAAAUGCUGGCAUGAAUUCGUGACGGCUGAAGGUCAUGCCUCCGAGGUGAUAGACAGCCCGUCGCCACACGUGAUCUGCGGGGACUUGGACUCUCUGCCGAUGGAAAUGCUGGAAUGCUAUCCACAAGCACGAGUGACGAGGACACCAGACCAAGAUGAGACCGACUUCACCAAGUCACUUAGAGUGCUCGAUGAAUACUUAGUGGAAAAACGUUUGGAGGUGGACGCGGCGGUGGCGGUGUGCGACUGGUCGGGCCGGCCAGACCAGGUCCUGGGCAACGUGAGCACGCUGCUCCGGGCCGCGGGCGAGCCAGGCGCGGCGCCAGUGUUCCUGCUGGCGGAGAGCUCCCUCACGUGGCUGCUGCCCGCCGGCUCCCACGUGCUGGAGGUGCCGGCGCGGCUGCGCGAGGGGCGGUGCUGGUGCAGCCUGGCGCCGGUCGGCCGGCCCGCGCGCUGCGUCUCCACCUCGGGCCUCCGGUGGGACCUGGACCACAGAGAGCUGGAGUUCGGGAAGCUGGUGAGCACGUCCAACAAGUUCAGUGGCGAGCCUCGUGUUACCGUUCGGACAGACUCUCCUCUGGUGUGGUCCAUGGGACUGGGGUACAUUAGUGAUUGAAGUACCUGUGUCCUGCGUAGUGGAUACCUUUACUCAUCGUAGACAUAGACGUAAUGCGUAGCUUCCUAGGUGACGGAAAUUGAUGUUAUGUUGUUGUUGAUGUUAUGUGUGAGCUUCAGUGUUAAAGCAGGGGCACAUGCAGGCCAUUUUUUUUUUUGAAGCGGAGGGAGUACGCAGAUACUUGCAGACUAUUGGUCACUGGUAAAAGGAAACACAGGGUCAUUAAAAAAAAAUAACACAACUGAAAAACUAGACACUAAUAGUCCGGAAUUAACGGUAAUAGUGCUGGAAUUCAAGAAACUUUAAUUUAAGCAAAAUUUUGCUAACUUGCAUUUUGUUUUGACCCUCAACCCCCUUCCCACUCUUCUUCCCCCACUUCAUCUACAAAUUAAAUAUAAAUUUUGGAUCCUGUUCACUUAAAUUAUGUGAAAAUAAUCCCUGGAAAGGUAUCAGCUUUAACAUAUACCUGUGAAUAGUGGAGCUAUUUACUAUCUUAUAUUGUAUUUGAUUUUGCAAAUUUUAUGUAAAAAAGACCCUUUGUUACCGAAUGUUGUAGCAAAAUUUUACUAACAGAUACUGAAGAAGUUCUGAAACUAGUUCAUCAAGUAUGUUAUAAGUAAUUGUACCUUUUUUUUUGUGCCAAAAUCAUACAUGUUACUAUGUAAAAGGCCCAGUUGCGCCUUUAUGGAUAUUUAGUACAACCCUUUUUGUCUGUUCUGACAUCCCAUUUCUUAACUUGGUCUUUGAGCAUUAUAAAGUUGGAAAAAAAAUUGCUCUCAUCUCUUAUGAUCAUAUUCCUGUAAAUUUUUAUAGGAAGCCACCAAAGCUUUAUCUAAGUGUACAAGAAAAGAAAUGCACAAAUAUUACCAACUUAAAAUACAAUAAAUUAAGAUAAAUUGAAAUGUAGCUAGGUUACACUUGCUCCAUACCCUGGGGUUAGUGUAACCCACUAUUAUUUUACAGCACAAACAUCACAUUUUAGGUCCUUGGGCAAGUGUACAUAAACUAACAAGGCCUGCAUUUACAAUCUGUAAAGACAUUUGAAGCAUCCCUUGAAGUCUCUAAUAAAUGUCGCAACUAAAUAAAAAGAGAUUACUAACUGUUGAUUUCACUAUAAAUGUUGGCCACUAACAUCAGUUUACGUCAGUUACAACAAUAACUUAACACAGAUGUAAAGAAGCAAAGUUUACAUUAAAUUUGUAUUUACUACCACUCUUGUCAACAACUGGAUCUGGGUGGAAAUAAAAUAUUUCUUCGGGAGUGAUGACACUUGUAUCAGCAACAUCCGGCCAGUGAAAUGUUAAUGAUGUGCCCAUCCUCCUCGUGAAUUUCACUUCAAUAUCAGGUUCCUUCUCCAUGAUUUGUGCAACAAAACAUUUAACAGUCUUUUUGGUGCAAAGUUUUACCACACACCAGUCAUCUACAUUGAAGUUUGCGAGAUCUUUCUCUGCAAUGUUCAUAAAGUCACAUUCUUCCUCUUCAUCUCUCACAAUGUCAGAACCGUCACACUCAUCAGAGUCUUCCUGGCAAACUUGAGAUUGCUCAUCAUCUUCACUUGUUUCAAUAGGUUGUAUCUGCUUCCUUUUUGUAUGCUGCUUCUGAGCCUUACUGGUUUUCACACGUUCUUCAAGUGUUUCUAUAGCUUGUCUUGAUGUUAUAACUUCUGCCUGACCACAAAUGCGUUUUCUUGUAGUUUCUGUUCUUGAUGUUUGUUUUAACUGAUCUAACAGCAAAUCCUCAAAUGUUGUCAUCCUACGUUCUUGCUCGGGCUGCUUCAAACUUGCUUUUUCAGCAGUUGUAAUGGUUUCUUGAUUCCGGUGCUGAUUGCAAAAUCUCCUGUAAGCUUCUUGUUCAAAGGAUUCUUUGGCGAUAACAGUGUCACAGAAAGGGUAAAUCCCAGCUUUUUUGAAACCAUUAAUAAUAAUAAUGGGGUCUAAGUCUCCCCAUAUUUGUGACAAUAUUGACACAAAUUGUAAUUUUGGCAACUUUCUUCCAUAAUUUUUUCUCUGCCAUUUAAUCACAGCUUCAUCCCAUUUCAGUUUCAGUGGUCUGAAGACACUGAGAUCCAUUGGUUGAAGGAGAUGGCUCGUGUGUGAGGGUAAUUUGAAAAUUAUGAUUUUCUGCUCCACUGCUAUGUGUACAAGAUCAAGACCAACAUGGGAACUAUGGCCAUCAUAAAUGAGCACUGCUGGCCUUUCUGGAUGAAUGUUGGUAAUGACUUUUUUCGAAAAGUAACUUGUGAAUUUUUCUGAAUCCAUACAUCCAUUGGUGGUUGCUGUGUAUGUCGUUCCAGGAUAUUCUUGACCAUCUGGGGCAAUCCAGGAAUUCCAAACAUUUUUCCCUUUGAAAAUGAUUAGAGGAGGUAGUUUUUCUCCAACUGCAUUGGCCGCCAUUAAAACAGAUACGUUCUCCCUUCCUGGCCCACUUGUCACCCGAUGUGAAGGAGUACCUUUCUCACCCACAACUCUGAUCCUACUGGGAUCCAAACAGAAGCUGGUUUCAUCCAGAUUCCAUAUCUGGUUUGGAGGGACAUUCUCUGUGAUUUCUUUUAACUUAAUAAAAUAGUAAUUUAUUAUAAACCGGUCAACACACUUUUUCCGCGACACUUCCACACUUUGAGGCUUUUGCAGACUCAGGUGAUGUGUUUUUUGGGAAUCUACAGAAGAAAUCGUAUCCAGGAAUUCCAUCCUUAAAAGGUGUUACUAUUUUGUUCUCAUUUACAUAGCGACCAAUGAUCUCAAAUGUUUCUUUUUUGGAAAGACCAAACCCCCACUUCUCCAUCACCUUGAGCGAUUCUGAAAUUACUUUUUCAUCUUCUGCAGGAAGAGCAAUUGGGCGACCAAAAGAUUGACUUUUGACACCUUUCUGUCCGCUGACAUGUUUGUAUACAGUAGGUUUAGGUAUUUUAAAAACCUUUGCAGCUCUAUAUACAGUCAUCUGUCUACUUUUCACAAGCUCCAUAGCCUUGUUUAAGGUGGCCUUUGAAUACGAAGGUGGCGCCUUUUUACGAACGUAUGUGCGCACCAUUUUAUCUGCAACAAAACAACAAUGCCAACUAACCUAGAAAUGAUUUACAAUAAUUACCUGGCAAUGACAUCACAUUUUACAUUAACUCAACUUAUAUUAAUAUACAUUUGAUAUUAAAUAUCACAUAAGUUAUGGGGCUUGAAACAAAUAAUAGAAACAAGAAACAUGAACAUGCCCCAUUGAAGUUGGCAAAGGUACUGGCAACUUGUAAAGGAAAAUGUAAGUAUGGCAAUACAGCCCUACAUAGCUGUUUGACAACUAGGCACAAUGCAAGAACUGACACGGGGCAAGUGUAACCCAUGCAGAAUAGUUAAGUUACACUUGCCCCGUUCAUAACUUCUAUUGAGGUAAGUGUAACCCAUGAUGGUUUUUUUAAUUCAUAUUAAUAUAACACUAAAUCUCAUAUUUUGUGUAUUAAUUACAUACAUGGAAGAGCAGCAAAAAAUAACUAAAACUGUGUUCUUAACAAAUGAAAUCCAAAGACAUUCACCAACUUACUACAUAGAGAAAAAGGCGCACUUCAGUGUUUACUAACAACCAUAGAUAACAUGACGUUGAAGUGUGUCCACUCUCACUUACAUGGAAAGUAGCAAUGUAAUGCUUUCCGAAACCACAGCCAGCUUACCUUUAUAGACAGUUCUGAAGAAUUUUAAUGGUUUGGGUUACACUUGCCCCAAAAAUACACUUACCCUGGUUUACCUUGUAUUUUGUGUUGAGGAUUAUUUGUUAAAAUUUUUCAUGAUCCAUUGAAAAGUUUUUUUAAGUGUGCACCCAUUUCUUAUUUGUUAUGCUUGAUACAAACAGCAUUCAAAUACAAAUUAAUUAUGAAUAUGGAAAACUGAUUGUUAAUUUUGUAAACCAAAACAACUCUAAAAUGACAUUGUUUUGCAACCAACUUAAAAAAUUAACUUGAACCGCAUGUUUUCAAUUUUGUAUUUCAGGAAUUAAGUAUUUUUGCUUGUGCCCCAGUGACAAGGAUUUUUUAUUCCUACCGUCAAUGGCAUUCUGAUAGCAUCUUCAGUAACUGGCAAAAUAUGAAAAAAAAAAAAAAAAAAAAAAAAAAAACUACCUUUGAGUUUUCUUGGUUGUGAUGACGAGGCAUUGUAUAGCGAGAGUGUAUAGUGAACAUAUUGUUACCUGUUUUUUAUGUUUUUAUUUUCAACAAAAACAAUUUGAAAGUCAUCAUUUUAGUGUUAUUGGUUUUAUUUUUAAUUUUUUUUUAUUUAUUAAUAUGGUGUAAUAUUUAAAAUAUUAUGUAUAUAAUAUAAUUUAUCCCAAAUUGUGUAUUCUAAAUUUUUAUAUAAAUUGUAUUUUUUUAAUAAAAUAAUAUUUUUCACUAAGUAUCAGAAUAUGUAAUGUAAAAAUGAGCUAUUAAGACUUAAACUACCAACCGGAGAAUUAAAUUAGUUUUUACUACUGAUUUUGUAUAUUUUCUUACUAACUUCAUCCUAAAACAAAUGUAUUGCAUGAAAGUGUUACUCACUAUGUUAACUUGUAUUUUGGUGUUACUAAUAUGGUACAUAACUCACAAUUGCAAUUCACAAUAAAAUAUUGUUCCUAUAUCUGUAAUGUUGUAGUCCCUCCCCAACCUGGGAAGACAGGACAAACGUAAUGACACCUGGCUUUGAGUAUAAAAUUAAAAAUAAGAAGUAAUUAAAUAAAUAGAAAAAUUUAAAACUUUUUCCAAAUUUUCCAUUUGAGAUACCAACUAGGGUUCGCUGUGUUUGUGUUUCACGUUACAUAAGCUAAACUUAAAGUAGCUAAACGAAAUAGAGUCAGUAGGAGGGAAAUUAUGGUAAUGUAUAAUGAAUGAGACCAUAAUCUAAAAAAUACCAAGCACAGUAAACAGUUGUAUACGUAACUAGACAUACUGGCUGUUCCUAGUUGAUAAUCUCAGUACCUACAGUCAAUUUUGAUGGUAGUUCCUUGAAAAUUUAAUGCAAACACUUAGUUAACAAAUAACGAAAUAACUAGGUUUAACAUUACAUUGCAACACAGGUGAAUUAAUGUUAAAUAAAUUAUAAAAUGUGCAAUAAAUUAAUGUUUCACAUAAAUACUGUUAAAAAAUAAACAUAUCAAUAAUUUAAUUCAUAAGUUAGACAAUUCUUGGUACAAACUGUAUUCAUCAGAUCUAAAUCUCAGUCCAAAUGGCCACAGUAUGGUUUCCCAACUACCUACUCAUAUGCCACAGCUGUCUCGCAUUGGAGUGAAACUUGAAUUUUCGCGAAAGUGCAACAUUUACUGAGACUUAUAUAUAGCAAAACAAAUAUAAUGGCAGUUCAUUUAUUUUGUCCCACAGGCUCAGUUUAAUUGCCAUAAACUGGCGCCUUAAAUCCUAGGUGAAUGAGUAAAUGCUCAAUAAAAAACAACUUUCAAAUGCCAUUAUCAUCCAAGAGAUUGGAAACUACCAAAAGAAAUAUCAAAGGUUAAACUGAGUUCUUGGUUAAAGAUUUUAUGCCCACAACAAACCAUCACAUCUGCAAAAAGCUAUAACAAAAACUAUUCCGAUAAUAGGUAUGUACUUUUUUCAUAGUAUAUUCUAAGUAUAAAAGCAUUAUGAUUUUUCAAUAGCAGCUGAUGCUUUAAAAUUUUUGGAAACAAUUCUGGUACUGUAUGAUAGGGUUAGCAAGUUAUUCAGUAAUGCUUGGCAUAAUAAUUAUAGACAUAUUUUUUAAUUUAUAUAUACAGUAAACUCCCGGUAUAUCGCCCCCCGAUUGAUCGCGGAAUCAGGUAUAUCGCGGGUCAAACCAUGUCCCCCAGUCAGAAAUUAAUAAUAAUAAUGGAAUAAAUGGUUGACAGCCGAUUAGGAUAAUUUUGCGUUGUAACUAACAAACUAAGCAUCGGGCAGAAAAAAGCCUAGGCGUAGAAAAUGUCCGCAGUGAAAUUCUAAACAUGAUAUCUCCGUACAUUAUUCCUCUAUCUUGUAGGGUUUUCAAAUUAUGAUCCAAUCCAGCCCAGUGAUAUUUUCUGAAACACUAGUUCUUAACGUCGCUUUAUCUCACAAAUGAAGCAUCGGACAGGGGACCUGAUAAAGCACACCGUCCAGCGACAUUAUCCAGCGUGACUCGGCCAGGGCCGUAACUAAGGGGGGGCAUGGGGGGCAUGUGCCCCGGGCGGCAAAUAUCAGGGGGCGGCAAAAUAUUAAAAGUGGUUCACUAAAACAAGUUGAUUCUAGUCAUUAAAAAAAGUUUUGAAAGUGUACAUAUCGCAACCAAUAUGUUAGCCAAGAAAUUAAGAAAUUCUAUUUAACUUGAUUAUGCAUAAUUUGUAAAUAUAUUCGUACUUCAAAUGCGUUACUUCACUCUAAGAAUCAAGUAUUACCAUAAUUCGUGGUCUAGAGUGAGUAAAACCACUGCGAUGAGAGCUGGUAUCUCAAAGACCCGUUUUGCGGGUGAUCACUUGGCUGAGCAAGAUGUAGCCCUUUCUCUAAUAAAUACCCUCAUUUUACCAGCCCCUACUCAGUCGCUACUGUGUUUUCGUACCAUGUGUGUGUCUGCCUGAGGACGGGAGCAGAUAGCAGUUCCCGAAACGUCGCUUGUUUCUGUUUUGGAAAAACUAUUGUGUUUGUUUCGUCUUUUCGUUUUGUCGUGUUUUUGUCUCGUUUCAACCAUUGUGCUGAAUUUUUUUUGGGUUCAAUAUUUUUGUGUCAUCAUGAUUUGUGGGUUUUUUUCGUUCUCUUAGUACAUUUUUCUUUGUUUUUCUUUGUUUGUUGACCAUAUUCCUGUUACGGAAUAUUUUGUGGUGUUUAUAUUCUGUUGACAACAGCAAUUUUUUUGCUUAAUUUAUGCUUUUUGUCUUUUGGUUAUUUUUACUUAUUUAUUUUAUUUUUUAGUUUUCUUCUACAGAAAAAGUGCUUAGCAAUGGCGUAUGUCCAAAUGUAAUGUUGAAAGUCAUUGACAGAUGAAUUAUGGAACGGAGUAACAGGUUUAAGGCUUUGGAGAACAUUAACAAUAAGUUUGAGUUUUUUAGUGGUGUUCAAAUUCAUAAAAUGGAAGUAGAAGAUUUAAAAGUCAAAGCAGCAGAAUUAGGAAACACAGGGCCGAUCUUAACAAAGAAGAAUUUGUAUUUGAAAUUGAAAGUUUUAAGCACCAUGCAUUAACAGUAGACUAUGAAUUAAAAGAUGCUACAGCAUCAAAAAUGUUGAGCCUUAUCUACAAAAUUAAAUUGGAGGAGGCACAUCCUAACAUUACUACUGCUCUGAGAAUGUUGUUCACCCUUCCAGUUACAAUUGCGUCAGGUGAAAGAAGUUUUAGUAAACUUAAACUUAUUAAAAGCUAUUUGAGAAGCACAAUGGGCCAGCAGAGAUUAACAAAUCUAAGUAUUAUUUAUAUCUAUUGAUCACAAACGAGCUGCUUUGAUCAAUUUUGAUGAUAUUAUUAACACUUUUGCCGCUAAUCAUGCUUGAAAAAUUAAAUUUUGAACUGAAUUUCUUUGUAUGGUUAUCAAUACAAUAUUAUACUUAAUUCAGAAGCACAUGUUCCUUAUGUAAUUUUAGUACUUAAUAAACUUAUUGGUAAUACAUUAAUUUUCAAUGUUGUGCAAACAAUAAACAAUAGUUUGAUAACAGUCUACUUCAUUAUAAUAAAAAUGUAAUUGUAUUAGUUUUCCAAUUAGUGUACUUGAUAAAUAAAAGUUCUCAAUUAUGUA
This is a messenger RNA of Bacillus rossius redtenbacheri, 9166 nucleotides long. RefSeq names its product thiamin pyrophosphokinase 1. Gene Ontology annotation, molecular function: thiamine diphosphokinase activity; ATP binding; thiamine binding. The coding region runs from base 683 to 1492 and encodes 269 amino acids. Lineage: Eukaryota; Metazoa; Arthropoda; Insecta; Phasmatodea; Bacillidae. The record is from RefSeq and is a predicted model, not a curated record. The transcript has 5 exons. Gene Ontology annotation, biological process: thiamine diphosphate biosynthetic process; thiamine metabolic process.